GAGCAUCCUGGGUUCACUUGAUAUAAGUCAAAAUCUUCAAAAAUGGCCAAUAAUAAGAUUGACGUCACCAGAUCCUCGGACUUGGACGAGGCAACGGGGGGACGGACAGAGGGAAUGGUUCGGAAGGGAGCUAUCAUCGACAAGUCGGAUCAGUUGUGCGCACUAGUCAUGUGCGCCGAGCCACAUUCCUGCUCGGCUGUCCACCAUCACGGCGAGCAGGAUACCGUGGUUUACGCCGCAAAGGGCCACGGUUCCAUUGUCUUCGAUGGGGGAAAGCAGCGCAAAGACCUCUCCCCGGGUGACUUUGCUAUCAUUCCUGCCUACACGGAACACCAGGAGAUGAACCAAUCAGAUAAAGAUGUUGAAUGGGUGAUCACCAGAGCAGGACGCAAGCCCAUCACAGUCAACCUGGAAGGUUGGUCUAAUACUUCUAGCUGAGGGCUGGGCCUUACCGUUGAUGCAACGUGGGUGCUUUGUGUGUUAGUUGUAUACAUUAGCGAAUGCUUUCACCUUUGCGUCUUCAGACCUUUGUAGCAAUCCAGACAUUCCUAUACAACCUCAUUGAUGGGCCACUUCGCGCCUGGGCUUGUUAAAAGCUUUUUACGUCUUGGUACUCCCAGAUCAUAUGUAGCCCUUGAUGAACAGAACGCAAUACGCAUAUAGAAC
Molecule: messenger RNA, 666 nt
Organism: Aspergillus welwitschiae
Lineage: Eukaryota; Fungi; Ascomycota; Eurotiomycetes; Eurotiales; Aspergillaceae
Product: RmlC-like cupin
Exons: 4
Coding region: 43-438 (131 amino acids)
Source: RefSeq, a predicted model, not a curated record